Aspergillus caelatus is the source of this 693-nucleotide messenger RNA. RefSeq lists its product as uncharacterized. The record is from RefSeq and is a predicted model, not a curated record. Lineage: Eukaryota; Fungi; Ascomycota; Eurotiomycetes; Eurotiales; Aspergillaceae. The coding region runs from base 247 to 471 and encodes 74 amino acids. The transcript has a single exon.
UUUUUUUUCUCUCUCUCUUAUUCGUUUUUAGUCUUUCUCUGUACGGUAAGCCUUAACGACUUGACAAGCACGGACAAUGUCAAUGUAUACCGGUUUGUAUAGUCGUCACAUACCCACUGGCAGACACGAGAGUCACAUUGACUUCUCGUCGAGAAAACUAUCGCACUGACAAUCUGCGGCUCGGAUCGCCUUCAAACGGUGAGGGAUGUGGUGUGACACGUAAGAAAACAUCCCAGGGUAUCAGCGAUGCGUUAUUGUUUAUCAUGUGCCUGUAUUGUAUCUUUGCCUCCUUUAUCCUGCUCUUUUAGGUUGUGUCUUCGGCCGGAUGGAUUGUCUUGUCGGCUUGUAUUAGCUGACUGCCUUGUGACCUGGCUACCGUCGUCUCUAUUGCUUGCUUGGCUCUUCCAACCUGGCUCCGUUGAGUGUGGCUUGCUUGCUUGGGUUUGUGCCUCGGUUGUUGUUGUUCUAUAGCUGUGGCUUGUGGACAGUCGAAUCCUGACUCUCUUGCAUACUUGAUGAUUGUGUAGACUGGAUGGUUUUGACCAGAAAUUGACAAUGAUAUAUAACAAUAUUUUGGGUGAUGGAUCCUGUGGAUGUAGAAGUUUGGAGCUGUGGUUUGGAAUCAGUCGUAAUUGUUAGAGUAUCAAAGCAUAUAUAGAUAUCUUUGGUAGAUAGAGAAAAGAGAGAGAGAGG